Messenger RNA from Glarea lozoyensis ATCC 20868, 843 nucleotides. RefSeq lists its product as uncharacterized. Bases 1 to 843 code for a protein of 280 amino acids. The transcript is spliced from 2 exons. The record is from RefSeq and is a predicted model, not a curated record. Lineage: Eukaryota; Fungi; Ascomycota; Leotiomycetes; Helotiales; Helotiaceae.
AUGAAAGAGUAUAGUGAAGAAGCAAAGCCCCGUUAUGGGGUCGUUGGCAAGAAUAUGGAAGAUCAUGUAACUGCAGGAGAGGUUGUCGGCGGAAGACAUAGGAGAAGGCGGCCGUCAAGUUACGAACCCAGUGACAGCUCCCUCUCGAGGACGAUUUCACCGGAUUCUGGCUAUGCCGCAAGGAGUUCGCCUCCUGUUUCUGACAGAAGAAGGAAGAAACGAGAUUCGACCGGACAGUAUUCGGGAUCUCAACACGGAACCACUCAGCGGUCUUCUGACACGUCCCGUCGUUCCCUUCCCAUAUAUAUGGAUGCCCGCACACAACCACCACAAAGAAUAUCGCCGGAAUCGUCUGUAAUGGAGGAACCAAGAACAUUCAGACAAUCUUUCGGCCCAAAGGAGCAAUCAGAAUCGAAACGACACUGUCGAGAUUCAUCACAACCUUCCCGUAGCUCGUCUCUCAGGGAGUCACGACAACACAUCCGCCGCGAAAGAUCCCCUGUGCCAUCUAAGCUCGGAUCCGCCCGAGACGACGACAUAAAACAGUAUCAUCGGAGAAGUAUGGGCGAUGAUUUGUCUAUCAGAGCAGAACGUGAAGCAAGAUCAAAAAGACGGGAGAAUAUGGGUUAUGAGGAGUAUCCGCCACGCAGAUAUCCCUCACCUCAGCAAUCUUCUGAAACUAACAGAGAAAAGGGGGUAAGAUUUUUAGAAAAGGCAAAGUGGCUUGCACUACUCCCACUAGCUUUGCGUGCAAUUCAUAUUGUCGCGGAGCCGAGCGGUGGGUGGGAGCAGUAUUUUCAAGGGGAUGAGAAAAUGCCAAAAGCGCCACGGUCGAGAAAAUAG